GCGGGCAUGAGCUCCCGGGCAGCCCCGCGCCUGCGCACGCUGCAGCGACACCUGGGCUCCCCCGAGGGCAGAGGUAUGGAGCCGGCCAGCAGCCCACUGACCACACACGUGCUGGACACGGCCUCAGGGCUCCCGGCCCAGGGCCUCUGCCUCCAACUGUCCAGGCUCGAGGACCACAGCCAGCAGUGGACUGAGCUGACAAAAAGCUACACCAACCUGGACGGCCGCUGCCCGGGGCUCCUGCCCCCAGGCCAGAUGAAGGUGGGCACCUACAAGCUGUUCUUCGACACGGAGGGCUACUGGAGGAGGCAGGGGCAGGCCAGUUUCUACCCCUACGUGGAGGUGGUUUUCACCAUCACAAAUGAGACCCACAAGUUCCACGUGCCCCUGCUGCUGAGCCCGUGGUCCUACACCACAUACCGGGGGAGCUAACGCUGCGCCCCGUCCGCCCACCGUCCACCCACCAUCCACCCUCUGCCAGGGCGGCCAGGGGCCCCGUGGCCAGGCCUGUGAUUCGGUGCCAAUAAAGGUGGUGCUGGCCUGCCACUGUUGUCUCCAGCUGCUGCAGCAAAGCCUGUGGAGGGCAAGAAGGGCAGCCUCGGGGUGGGGCUGGGGCUGCCCCCACAGGCAAGAGGACAUGCAGCAGAUGUGGAGAACCUUCAUUUGCUAAUGACUGAAGCCUCGGAGGCCCUUGUGUGUGAGGGCAUCGUUCAGGGGCUAUGUCGGGGUGCCCACGAGCCCCGCGGGGCCCUGGCCCAGCAUCUGCCCCACCACAGCCGUCUCCAGGGGCUUGAAGCCCACAUUGUCCAGGGGGAUCCCAAAGGCCAGGAGCUUGGCCUCGUAGGUCCGCAGCAGGUCGUUGUGGGCCUGUGGGCGGAGCAUGGACACCGGUCAGUGACCUGCCUAGUAACCAUGCGGCUGGGGCAGCAGA
Molecule: messenger RNA, 931 nt
Organism: Talpa occidentalis (Iberian mole)
Lineage: Eukaryota; Metazoa; Chordata; Mammalia; Eulipotyphla; Talpidae
Product: 5-hydroxyisourate hydrolase-like
Exons: 4
Coding region: 7-432 (141 amino acids)
Biological process (GO): purine nucleobase metabolic process
Molecular function (GO): hydroxyisourate hydrolase activity
Source: RefSeq, a predicted model, not a curated record